Molecule: messenger RNA, 2270 nt
Organism: Neocloeon triangulifer
Lineage: Eukaryota; Metazoa; Arthropoda; Insecta; Ephemeroptera; Baetidae
Product: zinc finger CCCH domain-containing protein 13-like
Exons: 3
Coding region: 227-1981 (584 amino acids)
Source: RefSeq, a predicted model, not a curated record
CAUUCGAGGCAGCCAUGUUUGCCUGCCUAGUGCCUAGCCACUUUCUAAUUCCAUGCGCUUUCGUACAUGACGCCCUCACUACCAAGGGCCAAAUUUUCAUGAAAAAUUGGUCAAAUAAUUCAAAUAUAGACCAAUAAAACUCGCUACUCAUAAUCCAUGCAAUUAGAGUUACCCUCUGGACCCAUAAAUUUGCUAAGAGCAGCCCAAAUUUGAGUUCAACAUCAGAAUGAGCUCAGUGAGGAAGCGGCUUCAGGAGGACACAGAGAUGUUCCUGAUGCCGAGUGGGAAACACAACGAGCAGCCCGUUGUGAUAGCCGACCCCAAGAAAAAGGCCGGCUACUGUCGGCAAGAGACGCGCAAGACACUCCAGGCUAAAAAGAUGAUGGAGCAAGCCAGCCACGUCACGGCUGUGCAGCAGCAAAGGGAGUACCCUGAGGAGCGCGUCCUUGCCUUGCAAGAAAAGUACAGACGCCAAAAUGAGAAAAAGAAGAAACAAGAACUCUUUGGCACUCGUCCGUACGACGCCAGCAAAAACCUCAAAAACGUCAGCAAGGUCAUGAAUGCUUACAGCAACCAGGUCAAAGACAUCAACAUGGUAGCUCAGGCGCGCCGCAAGUCUACCGAGGACCAGGCCCCGUUCGUAUUCGAGGGUGACGAGGACACACACCAGGUCCCGGCCCGUUCUCGAUCUGGCAGCCGCGGCAAAUCCUCUUCCAAAAAUGCAAAGAAGAGGCGCCACUCAAGUCAUUCAGCUGAUGGCAAAGCAAAGAGGAGGAAGACGAAGGAUGACAGCGAGAAGAAGAAGAAGCAAGAGGAAAAACAAAAGGAAAAUGAGAAGGACAAGAAGAUCCGCCAGCUUGAAAAAGAAAAGGAAGAGCUGAAGAAAAAGCUGAGGGAUAAAGAAAAGCAGGAGCUGAAAGACAGAGAGAGGAAAAAACAGAAAGAGCUGGAGGAGAAGGAAAAAGAAAAGGAAGCCAAAAAGAUCAGAGAGAGGAGGACGAUUCCACCCAGCCCUGAAAAGGUGCGGAAUCAGCAGGCUUUGGAGAUGCUUAGAAAGAGACGGAUGCAGAGGCAGGAAAAUCGAGCAGAACAUGAGAAUGGUGAGUCUGACAAUGAAGAAAGUGAGAAGGAGGAGAGUUUUGAGGAGGAUGGGGAGGAAACUGAGUUUGAAGAGGGCGAGGAAACUGAUUUUGAAGAGGAAGAGAAUGCUUCCGAGGCCGAGGAGGAAUCUGAAGUCGCUGAACCAGCUCCAGCUCCGGAGUUCGGAGAAUCCGACCACGAAGAGGAGCACCAUCAGUACCUCUCUCAAGAGAAACCUCCAGAACCUCCAACUCGCAGUUCUUUGCCUUCACAAGAUGCCACCUCGGCUGAGACUCACCGUGAACCUCUUUCAAUUCGUUCUAGAGCUCCAGCUACCUCAGACAACUUGGAACUUAAACCUUUCGAUCUGCCUGAAUCCGUCAAAAGCAGCAGAAUUGCCGAGAUCAUCGACGAUACUCAGUACGAAAACGUUGUUGAAAAGCUGCAAAGUUUGCUCUCCAGCCAGCCUCCCCAAAAAUUAGACGCUGCUUCAAAUGGUAAGAAACCUGCAGACCAAUCUUUAAAACCUCAAUCUAAAGCGCCAGAGAUUAUUAACUUAGACAGCGAUGAUGAAGAACCAGCCCCAAAACCAAAAGACCUAAAACCCACAACGAUUGAAGAUAUCAAGAAAUUGAAAUUUUACACAAUAUCCGAACUACCAGACCCCCUCGCUGUCAUCAAUGGGAAUCGGGAGCUCGAGAAAAGCUUGUGCGAGGCUGUUUACAAGAGCAAGCUUCUAAUUGAGUGCUUCCGAGAAGACAUCGUGGAAGUCGACAAUGCUCUGCCUCAAGCAGAAGACUUCACCUCUUACCGAGUCAAAGUGAUAACAAAAUAUCUGGAUGAAUGUAUGGACUUAAAAAAGAAAUCAGAAUUGUCAAGGCCGGCCACUGUAACACUGUAAAAUUUGUACAUCGAAUUCAAACUUAGAGCAUCUUCAUAUUCUUUUCGUAUUUUCACUAUUACUUGUGUAAAUAGAAAUAUCUUUAAAAAUAGGUGGUUUAUAUUCUGUUCCUUACUUACUAUCUUUACUACAAAAUGCAAAUUUAUGCCAUCUUACUAUUUAGGAUUACUUUUGUAAAUAUCUUUAAAUAGGCAACUUUAUAUUUUGUUCCUUACUUAAGUCCAAUUAUGAGUUAUUGAGAUACUUGAGUUAUAAUGAAUUUUUUACCAAUAAAUAUUGCUGUAUAUUU